Xiphophorus couchianus (Monterrey platyfish) is the source of this 2511-nucleotide messenger RNA. It is a transcript of the gene zcchc8, whose product is annotated as zinc finger, CCHC domain containing 8. Gene Ontology annotation, molecular function: RNA binding; zinc ion binding. The transcript is spliced from 14 exons. Gene Ontology annotation, biological process: RNA processing. Gene Ontology annotation, cellular component: catalytic step 2 spliceosome. The record is from RefSeq and is a predicted model, not a curated record. NCBI's taxonomy places the organism in Eukaryota, Metazoa, Chordata, Actinopteri, Cyprinodontiformes, Poeciliidae. Bases 16 to 2148 code for a protein of 710 amino acids.
CAAUGAACGCACAAAAUGGUUCGUUUCAUUACUGAACUUCCGUUUAGCGCUGAAAGGCUAAAAAUGGCCGAAGUUGAUUUCGGAGACAGUGAGCUUUUCCAGCAACUGGGGGACUCUGCUCCACCGGUCUCAAGACACAUUCACUUCACAGAGGACGAUGGAGAAAACGAAGAGGCGAGCGAGCUCCGGAGCAGGCUGGAGGAGUGUGAAGAUAACAUCGAGAGGCUUUCUGAGGAGAAUAAAGUGUUAAGACGGAAGCUCAAUAUCCUGACACGACCGAGCGGCAUCACAGUGGGAGAUGUAAACAUCGACGGGCCACUUCUUCAGAUCCUCUUCGCCAACAAUAUUAUAUCAAAACAAUGUCGCCAAGAAAUCGAAGAUUGCGUCUGCAGUGUCAUUUUGAAGCACCAGAAACCAGACAAUGAAAAGAAGAUAUCAGUGUUUCACAUGAAACCGCAGAAUUCAGCUUUUGCGUUGGAUGAAGAUCCUGAUAAGUUGUCUUCCAGUAGUGUGAGAACUACAACAGAAGCCUUUAAAGUUGUUGGGAGUGUUUUAUAUUUUUCUACCUUCAGUGUUGACAAACUUGGACAGCCUCUGGUGAAUGAAAACCCCCAGUUGACUGAUGGAUGGGACGUUCCAACCUACCAGCAGGUUUAUAACCAAGUUAUUGGAACAGAUGGACUAGAAAUGGAAAUUAAAAACAAAAGACCCAAGUCUAUGUGUUUCAACUGUGGCUCCAGCGCUCAUCAGCUCAGGGAUUGUCCCCAGCCUAAAGAUAUGGCUGCGAUAAGUGAAAGAAGAAAAGCAUUUAAUCAGAACUCAAGCCAGGUCACUCAGAGCAACCAGCGUUACCAUGCUGAUGAAGUCGAGGAGCGCUUCGGAAAAUUCAAACCUGGAGUCUUAAGCGAGGAGCUUUUAGCAGCACUGGGAGUAGCCGGUAACACCCUCCCUCCUCUAAUUUAUCGGAUGAGGCAGUUGGGUUAUCCACCAGGUUGGCUCAAAGAGGCAGAGAUGGAAGACUCUGGCUUAUCACUCUAUGAUGGAAAUGUAUCAAAUGAUGAUGUCGGCAGCACUUCACAAAACGUUUCUUACGAUGUUUCCAAACUGGUGGAUUUCCCUGGCUUUAACGUGCCUGCACAUCAAACUAAAGAUGAGUUUAUGCAUUAUGGUUCGAUUCCAAUGCAGACCAGCCACAUGAAGCAAAACUAUGCAGCCUACCUGUCCAAUAACUUCCCUAAGCCUGGUGGCUCCUGCAACAAAAGGCGACAAGAGUUCGACUCAUCCCCUCAUCUCAGGAAGAAGACUAAGUCUAGCCCAGAUCAAAACUCAGACAGAAGCUCGGAUAUGGACAUUGAAUCAGAUCCAGGGACACCAUAUUCAUAUCGAUCUGGUGACUUCCAGUUCCAACCACCCCUACCUCCAGGCUCCCCUUGCUACAGCUCACCUCCUCCAUUACCUCUGGGCACUCCUCCCUCCACGCCUACUCGCCCACCUCUCCCUAAAGGGACGCCUCCACCAACUCCCACCAACGGCUCUCCAGCUCUGCAGAGACGGGAAGUGCAGCUAGCAGAUGAAACUGUCGAGGCAGCAGAAGACGAUCUGACUCUGGAGGAACUAGAAGAGCAGCAGAGGUUGAUCUGGGCGGCUCUGGAAAAUGCUGACACAGCCACGAAUAGUGACAGUGAGACACCGGCUUUAGGUACACCUGUUUCCAGUUCGCCCACUGCUUCCACACCAGCACACAUUGACACGGAAAUGGAAGAUGUUGAUGAGACUGUAGACACGGUGAGACCUGCGGAAUCUUGCUGUGACAGUGAGAAUCAAAAGAAACCGGCUGUACAAGAGAGUUCGACUCCAAUCUAUCGGCCCAUAAAAGUAGAGGACGAAAGUCCUCAGAGCCCCGAUGUAGAGUCUGUCAGACUCCAAGAUGACAGCCCAAAUGCAGAGAUCCCAAAUGACGGGGCUGGAGAUGUUUUGUUUAGUCCUGAGAAGAUCAUAGCUGUUCCUCAUAGGAGCAAAUUUGCAGCUGGCAUUGUUCAAUUUGAAGACACUCCUGAAUACACGGAAGUAGCUGAAGCCACUGGAACGUAUCUGAAAAUCAGAGACUUACUAAAAGGUUCCCCUCGAAGCUUGUCAAAGAGAAAAUGAAAUGUUUGUCACAUUGAUUCAGAACACAACAUGGACAUUUUAAAACCAAAAUUUCUCUUCCUCACUAAACUUGAUCAUUUUUUUUUUGUUUUUGGCCAGGUCAUCUGUAAGGCUACAAGGCACAGUUUAAAUUUCUGCUGCAGUAACAUUACCUUUUUGUAUGCUUUUUUUUUUUUAAUGUAAAUCUGUAAAGUGUUUAAUUUUUAUAUGGUCAUGUUUAAGUGGCUUUUUGUCUUGUCAAAUUUGGCUUGCUUUGAAGGUCUUAAGUAAACAUGCUUGUGUUCUCACUUUCCGCCUUUACUUUACUACUUUGUCUACAUUUUUACUGGGAUGAAUAAAUGGUUACAAAGCAAAGAAACUGGA